Dermacentor silvarum is the source of this 855-nucleotide messenger RNA. RefSeq names its product sodium-dependent multivitamin transporter-like. Gene Ontology annotation, molecular function: symporter activity. The coding region runs from base 49 to 780 and encodes 243 amino acids. The transcript has 7 exons. Gene Ontology annotation, biological process: sodium ion transport. Lineage: Eukaryota; Metazoa; Arthropoda; Arachnida; Ixodida; Ixodidae. The record is from RefSeq and is a predicted model, not a curated record.
UCCCACGCAACAGUAUUUUACAUCGACAUCGUCAAGCCGCACGUGAGGAUGACCGGGCGGAGAGGUGUUUUCAUCAUCCGCGCGCUGGCGUUUUCAAGCGGCACCGUGAUGACCCUCUUAGCGAUUGCGGCGCCGCACAUUGGAACGGCUGCGCGGCUUUUCGUUUCCUUUUACUCCACUGCCUCGGGUCCAUUCGCUGGGCUCGUUCUUCUGGCCAUCUCCUCGCCCUGGGUCAACGCAAAGGGCGCAGCUUGGGGCACCGUACUGGUCUGCGUGCUGCAGAUGUGGCACGCAAUAGGAAGGAGUCUGGCGUCAGUUGCAACACCUCGCCUCAUGACUCGAACGUUGGACCGAUGCCCGCUGUCAAUAAAUGCCUCUUGUGAAGCGACAAACCACACAGUGUUACCGUCUGAAAGGGCACCUGUGUUUUUUCUGUACCAAGCCACUUUCUAUUGGAUGUCCUUCUUUGGGUUUGUGCUCACACUUCUCCUCGGAACUGUCCUUAGCCUAGCGACAGGUGGUGACAAAACUGCUAGGAACAAUGUGUCACUCACAAGCCCUUUAUUCGUGAAGUUAUGGGCACGGUUCAAGUUUUUUCGCCAUAUGCUGAAGCUUGCCGACGACAAGGUGGAGAACGACGCACACGCGUUGCAACAGCGAGAGGUAGAAGAAGAAAACACCGAGACUUCGCCGAUGUGCGAAGGAGAAGAUCUCUCGCAAAGCUUCGCUUCACAAAAAGCUCCGAGCGCCAUUAAUUCGAAACUAGCAUUAAUACGAUAAAAUGCCAUAGUCAACCACUAUUUACGCUUAAAGAGACCAUGGAUCAUUCAGCGAAAUGCAGCAACUGACCACUUC